This is a messenger RNA of Chironomus riparius, 3002 nucleotides long. Lineage: Eukaryota; Metazoa; Arthropoda; Insecta; Diptera; Chironomidae. The record is from the annotation of a GenBank genome assembly.
UCCAUCCACUUGACACAAUAAAGGGCACUCAACAUCAGUGCAAUGUUUUGAUAAAAAAAAAAAAAAAACAUAAUUUUAGUGAUCGGUGAAUUUUAAACACAAAAUUUUGCUGAUUUAAUCAAAUUUAAAUUUAUUUUUUGAUAUCAAAUUAGAAAUUCCUUCAAAAUGGUAGAUUUUUCGUAUGGAGUCAUUACUGUCUCUGACACAUGCCAUCGAAAUGAGGCAAUCGACAAAAGUGGCCCAAAGAUCAAAAUGCUCCUCCAAAACUACUUCAAUGCCUUUAAAGUCACCCAAUCGACAGUUCCAGAUGAGAUUGUUGAAAUUGAGAAGAUUUUGCUGUACUACUCGGACGAUCUUAAGCUCAAUUGCAUUAUUACAACAGGUGGAACUGGAUGUGCUCCUCGUGAUGUGACUCCAGAAGCAACAAAGAAGGUCAUUGAACGUGAAUUUCCACAACUUGCUUUCCUCAUGUUAAUGGAAGGACUUAGAAUCACUCGAUUUGCAGCACUGACGAGAGGAAUUUGUGGAAUUCGUGGACAAACUUUGAUCCUUAAUUUCCCUGGCAGUGUUAAGGCAUGCACUGAGUGCUUUGAUGCUGUUCGUGAGCUGUUGCCACACGCAAUGGAACUGAUUUGUGAUAUGAAGAACAAAACGCAAGAGAUGCAUAAGAUGAUUCAGGAUUUUAAAGCAGUUGAUGGACCACCGGCUUAUUAUGAAGUUGCUAGGACUGAAGAGAAAGAGAGGGAAGUUGCUGGAAAGCCUGGAGAUGAUGAAGCAUCAUCAACAACAUCAAAAUCCUUACCUGAUUCAUCGACCGAUCACAAAGUCGACCUCUACAAAGCAUUUACAUCCAAAACAUCAAGUCAAUCCAAAUACAGUGACUUUAGCGAGUUCUUGCAACAAUCAUCGUCAAGCUUAGAUGAUGCAAUACUCGGUGGUGUCCUUGACAAGAUUUCUGACUCAAGCAGCAUUUUCAGCCAGCUUUCAUCAUCAAUUACUGUUGCUGCUCCCGUUAGUCCAAUGUCUUUAGCACAAGGAAGUACAAGCAAAGCUAGUUUGAUUGAAAAUCAACCAGAACCAGUUCCAGCAACUCCACCAAAACACGUCUGUCCUCAUAAGACAGCCAAUCUAUCCGAUAAAUCUGACCGGAACUCACCGUAUCCAAUGAUUGACGUAGCUAAGGCUCUGGACAUAAUUUUUGAUAAAGUUGGUCAAAUUUCCAAGCCAAUGACCUACAAAAGUCCUUUAAAUUGCCCUCCAUUCCGUGCAAGUAUUAAGGAUGGAUAUGCUAUGAAGUCGUCCUCAAACUCGCCAUUCAGACGAGUCAUUGGAUUCGUUAAUGCUGGCGAUGGAAUCAUUAAAUCUAAUUUUGCAGAUGAGGAGUGCUACAAGAUUAAUACAGGUGCUCCAGUUCCUGAUUAUGCUGACUGUGUCAUUCAGGUUGAGGAUACAAAAUUAGCGUCUAGGCAUUCUGAUGGAACUGAAAAUGAGAUCGAAAUAAAACAAUUUCCACAUAAGAACCUGGACAUCCGUGACGUUGGAACUGAUUUAAAGAAAAAUGAUAUUUUAUUUACAACAAGUGGAAUUUUGGAUGUUGCUGAGAAGACACUGCUUGCAUCUGUUGGACUGAAUCAUACUCAAAAGAUGCCAAAGAUUGCGAUUAUUUCAACAGGUGAUGAACUUGUGGAACCGACGUCUGGUGACCUGCAAGAUGGCAAAAUUUACGACUCAAAUACGACAAUGUUGAAGCUGCUAUGUCAAAAGUAUGGAUUUGAUGUCAAGUUCACUAGAAUAGCUAAGGAUGACUAUGAAUCCUUAAAGAUUGUAGUUCAAGCAGCCAUAAAAGACUGUCAAGUCAUAAUAAGCAGUGGUGGUGUCUCGAUGGGCGAUAAAGACUUUGUUAAGCCACUUUUGAAGGAACUAGACUUUGAGAUUCAUUUCGGACGUGUUAAUGUGAAGCCAGGCAAGCCAAUGACAUUCGCAUCUAAUGGAACCGGAACUUCAUUCUUUGCAUUGCCCGGAAAUCCAGUUUCAGCUUUUGUAUGCUUCCAUAUUUUUGUGAUGCCUGCUUUGAGAUUCAUGAGUGGAUUUACAAAGACUAAGUCAGUUCUUCCAACAAUUUCAGUCAUCCUACAAGAUCCAAAGUAUGAAUUAGAUCAACGACCCGAAUUUGUCAGAGCUACGAUCUCGUACAGUAAUAAGACUAAAUUUUAUUAUGCACAAAUUACAUCGAAUCAAAUAAGCAGCAGAGUUGCAAGUCUUAUUCAUGCUGAUGUCUUGUUGCAACUUCCAUCGGCAUCUGAAUUCACAAAUGGUGUUCUUGGCAAAGGAUCAAAGUUGAAGGCACUUGUGAUUGAUCAGUUCUUUGUGACAUCAAUUCUUGAUUAAGAUUUAGAUUUUUUAGCGCAUUUUUGUAUACUUGUAUACAAAAAGGUAGCUUAAUAACUCACUUUGUUCGGCUGCUAACCGAGAUCUCAUCAACAAGACAUCGUAGAGAGCUCGGGUUUGUUUUAUUAGCUCAUUUUUAUCGUGUUAUUCCGGUAUCGAUUAGUAAGAAAGCUUAAAACAAUGGCUUUGUACUUUAAUUAAUAAUUUCUUUAAUUUCAACAGUGUAACCUGUUCAAAUUUUUUUCGACUACCUCUAUAAAUUCAAAUUUUUAAAAGUCGUUAAAAUUUGAAUUUCGAAAAACCGUUAAAUGAUAAACUCUUUCUGUAUGGAAAUUUAUUGCAAUAAGUUAUUUAAUUAUACUAUAAUUAAUGUUUUCGUAGUGCAACUUUUAACGGCAAAAUUUCAAAUUAUUUUUUAACCGUUAAAUAAUAAAGCUUUUCUAUAUAAGCAUACAUUGUAAUUAUUUGUUAAUUACACUAAAAUUAAUGAUCUUCUAAUCUUCUAAUGAUCUGUAAAUGAACGCAAAAUAAUUACAUAAUCAAAUACUGAUCGCUAAAACAAAAAUGCGCUUAAUUCCUUCGAUCAAUAACACGAGGACUUCUGUAAUUUUUUU